AUGGAGGUUGCACCUGGAGCUGCCGGCAGGCUCUAUUCACCCCCAUGCUAUAACCCGAACUCUCUGACUCAUCCUCUCCUCCAAGAGAUCCACGAUCCACCAGUGUUGGAGUUAAAACACCUAGAUGUUUGUCCUCUCCAACACGGCCUCCCUCACAGCCCUACUGUUGUCUUCUGGAACUGUGCUUGUGGAACUGCCAAACAAGGGCAUAAAGACAGUCUCACUCCACCACAGCGCAAGCAAAGAUCUAGCCACUGCCUUCGACACCAUGAGCCAUCAGCUCUUCCUCUCCACCCUCCUAGGGCUGGGCAUCUCAGGCUACGCACACUCUUGGAGGCUGCUCCUAUCAGGUCACGUCAAGCAGCUCUGCGUGCCUGGCAGAUAUCUCAGCUUGGAUGUCGGCCCACCACCCCAAGCUCAACAAGAAAGAGCUGGCCUGCCCGCUCCAAGACCUCUCCAUCAUGGUUAACAACGCCAGUGUCCCCCUCCCAGAGUGCAAAGAACUUUGUCGUGGCCCUCAACAACACCCUGUCGUUCUCUGCAAACAUCAAAGCAGAGGCUCACUCCUGCAGGUUCAUGCUCUGCAACAUCCGUAGUGUACGACCCUACACACAGGUCCGAUUCCAGGCUCACUGUUGUCUGGGCUCCCAGUUUGUGCCAUCAAACCCCUGCAACUUACCCAGAAUGCUGCAGCCCGCCUGAUUUUCAACCUCCUCCAGUCAAAGCUCGCAUCCACUUCAAGACCAUGGUAAUUGCCUACGGAGCAGCAAGAGGAACUGCCCCUAUUUACCUACAGGCUCUUCUCAUACCCUUCACCCAGACCAGAGUAUUCUGUUCUACCACCUCUGGUCUAUUGGCCCUCCCACCCACACGGAACGGCAGCUCUGGUCUAUUGGCCCUCCCACCCCCACGGAAGGGCAGCUCUGGCUCAGCCCAGUCCUGGCAUCUGUCCCGGCAUUUUAAUUUGCAUUUGUAGUUUCACGAGUUGUAGUUUCACGUGUUUAUUGUAUUUUGAUGUGUACUGUUGAUCUACACAGAGCUCAUCUGGAAAAGAGACCGUGGUCUCAGCAUCGACUCCCUUUCAAAAUAAAGGUUCAAUUAGAAAAAGAAAAUGCAGAUUCACAGUA
Messenger RNA from Oncorhynchus masou masou (cherry salmon), 1127 nucleotides. RefSeq lists its product as uncharacterized. The record is from RefSeq and is a predicted model, not a curated record. The transcript has 5 exons. Bases 1 to 702 code for a protein of 233 amino acids. NCBI's taxonomy places the organism in Eukaryota, Metazoa, Chordata, Actinopteri, Salmoniformes, Salmonidae.